GCUUCCCGCUGUGGAAGAUACCCCAGACCUGGGGCUAGGGCCAUCCCCUCCCUGCUGUGACACCCCAUUUCCCCAGCGGGACUGGACAUUGUACAUAAAGUCAUAUAGGCCAUGAACUGAGCACCGAUCCCGGACUUUCAUGAGCACAGCGUGAGGUGCACUCAGACCUGCCACCCAUCAGCCCCUCCCCUCCCUAGCAUUGAGGACUUCCAGAGAAGAUGGGGAGGAAAAAGAUUCAGAUCCAGAGAAUCACUGAUGAACGAAAUCGACAGGUGACAUUCACCAAGCGCAAGUUUGGACUGAUGAAGAAGGCGUAUGAGCUGAGUGUGCUAUGCGACUGUGAGAUUGCCCUCAUCAUCUUCAACCACUCCAACAAGCUGUUCCAGUAUGCCAGCACCGACAUGGACAAGGUGCUCCUCAAGUACACUGAGUACAACGAGCCACAUGAGAGUCGCACCAAUGCUGACAUCAUCGAGACCCUGAGGAAGAAGGGCUUCAAUGGCUGCGACAGCCCCGAGCCUGACGGGGAGGACUCACUGGAACAGAGCCCCCUGCUGGAGGACAAGUACCGGCGCGCCAGUGAGGAGCUGGACGGGCUCUUCAGGCGCUAUGGGUCAGCUGUACCAGCUCCCAACUUUGCCAUGCCAGUCACGGUGCCUGUGUCUAAUCAGAGCUCACUGCAAUUCAGCAAUCCCAGCAGCUCUCUGGUCACCCCUUCCCUGGUGACAUCGUCCCUCACAGAUCCACGACUCCUGUCCCCACAGCAGCCAGCACUACAGAGGAACAGUGUGUCUCCAGGCCUGCCUCAGCGGCCAGCUAGUGCAGGCGCCAUGCUGGGGGGAGACCUCACCAGUGCUAAUGGAGCCUGCCCCAGCCCUGUUGGAAAUGGCUAUGUCAGUGCUCGAGCCUCCCCUGGCCUCCUCCCUGUGGCCAAUGGAAACAGCCUAAACAAGGUCAUCCCUGCCAAGUCUCCACCCCCACCUACCCACAGCGCCCAGCUUGGAGCCCCCAGCCGAAAGCCCGACCUGCGGGUCAUCACUUCCCAGGGAGGCAAAGGGUUAAUGCAUCACUUGAACAAUGCCCAGCGCCUUGGGGUCUCCCAGUCUACCCACUCGCUCACCACCCCAGUGGUUUCCGUGGCAACGCCGAGUUUACUCAGCCAGGGCCUCCCCUUCUCUUCCAUGCCCACUGCCUACAACACAGAUUACCAGUUGACCAGUGCAGAGCUCUCCUCCUUACCAGCCUUCAGCUCACCUGGGGGACUGUCGCUAGGCAAUGUUACUGCCUGGCAACAACCCCAGCAGCCACAGCAGCCACAGCAACCACAGCCACAGCCACAGCAGCCACAACAGCCACAACAGCCACAGCCACAGCAGCCUCAGCAGCCGCAACAGCCACCUCAGCAACAGCCCCACCUGGUCCCCGUAUCUCUCAGCAACCUCAUCCCAGGCAGCCCCUUGCCCCAUGUGGGUGCUGCCCUCACGGUCACAACUCACCCCCACAUCAGCAUCAAGUCAGAACCGGUGUCCCCAAGCCGUGAGCGCAGCCCUGCGCCGCCUCCUCCAGCUGUGUUCCCGGCUGCCCGCCCUGAGCCUGGUGACGGUCUCAGCAGCCCUGCAGGGGCAUCCUAUGAGACCGGGGACCGGGAUGAUGGACGGGGGGACUUCGGGCCCACACUGGGCCUGCUGCGCCCAGCCCCAGAGCCAGAGGCUGAGGGCUCGGCUGUGAAGAGGAUGCGGCUUGAUACCUGGACAUUAAAGUGACGGUUCCCACCCCCCUCCUCUCAGCCUCCCUGAUGAAGAGUUGACAAUCUCACCGCCCACCCCUCCCUGUCCUGGGCUCCUCCCGCUCGACCCCCACUUCCUUUCUUGUGCUCCAUGUCCUGUUGACGGUUACAUUUGUGUAUAAUUAUUAUAUUAUUAUUAUUAUAUUUUUUUUAAUUUGGAUUCUCGCUUUGGAGAGAGGGAUGCUCUCAUCCCCUUUCUCACCGCCCCCCACCAUUUUCACUGGUGGGGGCUCUCUUUUUGCGGGAAGGGGGGGUCACUUUGCACGUUGUACACAUAUGCUGCAGGAAGGGGGUGGGGAGCCCGGUACGCCUUUGGGAAAGGACAGGUGCCGAGCCCUGCAUGUGGAGCCCUCCCACCCCAUCCCCCAGACAGAGGGAAAGAACCAAAAACUACCAAGCAACAAAAACCCAUACAACAGACUGAACCCCAAAGUUGGCUUGAUGGUGGGUUUGUGUUUCAAGGGGAAUGUGAAGAGGCAGAAGUCCUCUGCUUCUGGGCUGUUCACACGGUGGUAGGCACACAGGCCAGUUCCCAAGCCUGGCCCCCCCCCCACCUCCUCUGCACACAUACACAAACACUCUGAUCCUUGUGCGUGCUGCAUCCCUAAGGUCUGCGGGUGCUGGGAAGGCUGCCUGAGAUUCUGAAGCUGGGGCAGGGCUUUGAGGUGGAGCCUCUCUGGUAGCACAUUGGAGAUACAGACACAACCAUGAGGAGAGGGCUGAGAAGGACAGAAGGGCUGGGCAAGGGAUGAACUGGGGUCCUCCCCCCCCCAGCUUUUUCUCUAAGAUAUACAGUGCAAUAGCUCCCCAUCCCUCAGUUGACCCAGCCCCAUAAGCUGGCCACAAGUGCAGGGAGACUGGGGAGAGGAACUCCAGUGAGGUAGCCUCAGGGCUGGGCCAGUCAGCCUUAAGCUCCUCUGGGGUGCUUGAGAGCUAGAGCCUUCCAUCCGUGGGGCAGCUAUGGAGAGGGCACUUUGACCCAGAGGAGUGGACACUGGGAUGGUCUGCAGAGGCAGGAGGCCCCCACAGUGAGGUCUACUGGUCCAGGGCCUCCCGGGCCCCUCCUCCUUGUUCCUCUGCCCCAGCUCCCUGCUCUUGGCACCCUCAUUGUCUUGCUACCUCCUAGUCCCACCACCUCCAGGCUGCAUCCCACCUUCCCUCUUGGCUACUGUAAUUGUAAAUAGCGACCUUUGGAAAACCUUAGCAGUGUAACAGUCCAGGAAACUGGUUUUUUUUUUUUGUUGUUGUUGUUGUAUUGAUAUGAAAUGAGAUUCUAUUUUUGUCAAAGUAUAUUGUAAUAAUAAUGACUCAAAUGGCCCGUACUGUACAGA
Dipodomys ordii (Ord's kangaroo rat) is the source of this 3117-nucleotide messenger RNA. RefSeq names its product myocyte enhancer factor 2D (gene Mef2d). The coding region runs from base 219 to 1763 and encodes 514 amino acids. Gene Ontology annotation, molecular function: DNA-binding transcription factor activity, RNA polymerase II-specific; RNA polymerase II cis-regulatory region sequence-specific DNA binding; protein dimerization activity. The record is from RefSeq and is a predicted model, not a curated record. Gene Ontology annotation, biological process: positive regulation of transcription by RNA polymerase II; cell differentiation. The transcript is spliced from 11 exons. Lineage: Eukaryota; Metazoa; Chordata; Mammalia; Rodentia; Heteromyidae.